Molecule: messenger RNA, 2689 nt
Organism: Oryzias melastigma (Indian medaka)
Lineage: Eukaryota; Metazoa; Chordata; Actinopteri; Beloniformes; Adrianichthyidae
Product: G-protein coupled receptor 55
Exons: 3
Coding region: 160-1098 (312 amino acids)
Biological process (GO): positive regulation of Rho protein signal transduction; phospholipase C-activating G protein-coupled receptor signaling pathway
Cellular component (GO): membrane
Molecular function (GO): G protein-coupled receptor activity
Source: RefSeq, a predicted model, not a curated record
AACAACAUAGAAAGUGUCUCUCAGACCGGCCGAGACACGAGUACAACUAGACUGAACAGUUUCCACCGGACAACAACAGCUUUUUGGGUUAUUUCAUUCACGGAUUGUUCUUGGACGUCAGAUUUUUUCACGUCUACUGCAUCGUUUUCACACUUCAUCAUGAGCAGCAACUGUUCCUUCAAAGAGGUGGACAACAUGAUGAAAUACGUGGAGUUGAUCAUCUACAUCCCCAUAUUCCUCUUUGGGAUGGCUCUAAACAUUUUAGCUCUGUGGGAGUUUUGUGGGCGACUGAAGAAAUCUACCGAGUCGACCAUCUACAUGACAAACUUGGCUCUGAUGGAUCUGCUCCUCCUCCUCCCACUUCCCUUCAAAAUGCACGCUGCAUACAACUUGUGGCCCCCCGAGCUCCUGCAGUUCUGCUCCAUCCUGGAAAACCUCUAUUUCGUGGGGAUAUACGGCAGCAUCUACACCAUCAUGUGCAUAGCAGCAGAUAGAUGGUUGGCGAUCUGCUACCCCUUCAAAGCCAAGCUGCUGCGCUCCCACAAAGCUGCCCGUAUCAUCUGCGUGGGGGUCUGGGUGGUGGUGUUCUCCGCAAUCUUUCCCAUCAUCCACAGCUUCAAGGAGGGCAGAGACGAGGGGAACUUCAGCUGCUUCCACAGGUUUUCAGAGAACAGGUGGAAUCCCUCCGUCAUCGUCUGCCUGGAGGUGUUUGGCUUCCUCGGGCCUGCGCUGGUGAUCAUCUACUGCUCCGUUCAAACAAUCUGUGCACUGCAGCAAUCUGGCAAGACGAGCUCGCAGUGCCAAGCCUGCGUGAAGAUCAUCUACAGCAGCCUGGGCGCCUUCCUGGUGCCGUUCACCCCGAGUCACCUGGCCAUUCUGCUGCAGUUUCUGGUCCACCAAGGGAUGAUCAGUGACUGCAGUUCCAUGACAAAGAUCAGCCUCUUCCUGCAGGUGACCAUGUGUCUGUCCAACAUCACCUGCUGCCUGGACGCUGUGUGUUACUACUUCGCUGCUCGAGAGGCGAGGAGCCUCAAGCCGUCAUUCAGGAUCUCAUUGACCAGAGAAAGGAAACACACCUUCAGUACAUCUGAAGUCUGAGCUCCAUUGCACACUCUCUACCUUGUAUAUACCUUUUUUUCUCUUGUCAUGGUAUGAAGCUUAAAAAAGAACUGGCAGUUGAUGAGGAAGUGUUGCAUGCAGUGACAGAAUGGCAGCGCUGCAGUAGGCAGCAGUUUAGUCUGAUUAACUGCUGAUGUGAAGGUAAAACGACGUGUUUUGACCCAGCAGCAGGAAGCAAUGAAGCAAAGAUGCCACAAUGAUACGCUAAGCCAAGCAAGGGCUGCACAGAAGGAAAGCCACAGUGAGGCGUUUGUUUUUUAGAAGAGUUGAAGCUGGAGGCGUUCUCAUCUCUCCUGCAAAAACUCAUUUAAAUUGAAUUUAAAAUGGUUGCAAAUAAUUUGAAUUACAAGUUAAAAUGGUACUUUAAUUUGAAAGAUUUUGAGAACCUUUUGUCUUAAUUUAUUAUGUUUAGUUCUUUUGGUUUUCUAGGUUAAUCAUUUAAAAAAACUAGAAAAAAUGUUAUUUCUACCCAUUAAUUCAUAGUUUUGUUUAUUUAUUUCUUUUUUUUGGUCAUCAAUUUUUGUUUUUAAAUAAUACAAACUUUCAAUCUGGUUUAACAAAAGUUUAGAGCACAUCAGUUUACAAAAAAAAGUAAAAUUGACUUGUAUUAACGUGAAUUAUUUUAAAUAUUUUUUAAAAUGUAUUUAAUGCAAGAGUAAUUGUUUUUGUGCGUUUCCUUUUCACAGAGAUUACCAUCCUUCACUGCUUUAUUCAUAAAGAAAGUGUGUGGGUUUAAUGAUUCAUGAAGACAAACACUGUCUGUUCUUAGUGUCAUUCCACUGUUUAUUUGUAUUUUUAAAAGUGUUAUUUUUUUGUAAUUUUAAACUUCCUUUUGUCAUUUUAAAAUUGUGCAAUAUAUAUUUUUGACACAGUUUGAGCUCAGCUGUAAACAGCUGUUGCUCUAAAAGUGAAAACUACACCAUUUUCUUUCUUAAUGUUAACUAUUUCAAACCUAACUGUAAAUACAUUAUAUUUGAACUUGAUUAAGCUGAACAGUAAAUACACUGUGAAGUUUUUUUUUUUUUAUAAAAGAAACAUUUUAGCUUCGACUGGAAACUCUUCAGUUAAAUGUGAAAGCGUCCUCUGUUACAGUUUUCGGUUUGCAUGUUUCUUAUCUUUACUGACUUUUAGAAAUUAUUUUUUUUCCUUUGGUUUUUAAUUACGUUUUCCACUUUUUGUACAAAAAAAUAAAAUUUCAAACAAAAGAACUGACAUCUGAAUUAAAAAAAAAGAAUUUAAUUGAAACAUGACUUUAUAUAUUUUUUUUUAAAUGCUCUGUAAAUGUAUAGAAACACUUUUGGUUAUUAAAACAGAGUUGCUUGCUUCAUCUGUUGUGUUUUCAAACUGUGGUGAGAUUUAGCCCUGGACAUGACACUGAAAAAAAAAGAACUUGUUCCCUCAAAUUAGAAUUUUUUUUUCCUUAAAAAAGUUAGUAUUUUUUACACACAAGUUAUCAACUUGUGUGCAAAAAAGGCUACUUUGUGUGCACAAAAUGCAGAUGCAACAAAAGUUGUGCUUUGUGCACACUUUUUGCGCACCAAAUACUAAUAAAAAGCCCAUUUGUUUUCUU